AUGGGUUUUCUGCGUAACAAAGAAGAUGUUGAAGAGGUCGUCACCUCCGACGUGAGCAUAAGCGACAUUGACCAAGGAAGUCUGCACUACACAGCAGAAGGUGGUGAAAACUCCAAUCGACUCACUGUCCAAGAAGCUAGUGGUGCCCCCGUUGAGCAACACAGUCCGCUUGGAUAUUCUGUGGGAUCAGUGACUGUGGUCUUUCUCAAUCUGAGUAUGAUGAUUGGAACUGGCGUGUUCUCGACUCCAUCUACUAUCCUUUCCGGGACCGGCUCUGUUGGUCUGAGCUUGAUUUACUGGACAUUAGGGUUCUUUAUGUCAUACGCUACUCUUUCUGUUUAUCUUGAAUUUGCCGCUUACUUCCCCUCUCGCUCUGGAUCUGAGGUAGUCUACCUGGAACAAUCUUUCCCUCGCCCUCGGUAUCUCUUUCCAACCGUGUUUGCGGUACAGACAGUGAUAUUUUCAUUUAGUAGCAGCAAUGCGAUCGGUAGGUUCAAAGAGGUCAAUGAUUCAAGAUCUGUUGCUGACAUUUAUUUGGUAGUUCUGGCGGAGUAUUUGUUCAGCCUUGCUGGCUCAACACCCACCUCAAUGCAAGAGAAGGGUGUGGCUGUAGCUGCAUAUACAGUGGCGGUCUUAGUUGUCAUAUUUCACACAAAGGGGUCACUUAUACUUUCAAAUAUCAUCGGUGUCAUCAAGCUUUUGACACUAAUCUUUAUCGGAAUCACCGGACUUGUUGUUCUUGGAGGACACACCUCAGUUCAAAACCCAACACUUAAUUUUAAACACGCAUUUUCUGGCAGCGAGGAAGCAACAGUGUACGGGGCAACCAAUGCACUGAUUGACAUUGUUUUCUCUUAUGCCGGAUACACAAAUGCGUUCAACCUCGUCAAUGAAGUCAAGAAUCCCAUCAAGACCCUUCGCUGGAGCGCCCCUCUGUCUUUAGGCAUCACUGCAGCCCUUUACAUUCUGGCCAAUAUAGCAUACUUCUCAGUUGCCACAAAAGAAGAGAUCAUCGCGUCGAAGCAAGUGGUUGCAAGUAUUUUUUUCGAAAAGGUAUUCGGGACAGAAGGAGCAUCAAAGGCGCUCAAUUUCCUGAUCUGCCUCAGUGCAUUUGGCAAUUUGAUCGCCGUACUGAUCGGCCAGUCUCGAAUGCUUCGAGAGUGUGGAAGACAAGGUGUUCUUCCGUGGACCAGCUUUUGGACCUCUACAAAACCAUUUGGAACUCCUCUUGGUCCCUAUUUGUUGAAAUGGGCAUUGACAAUCAUCAUGAUCCUGGCCCCGCCUGCAGGCGACGCUUUCAAUUUUAUUGUCGACCUCAGCGUGUACCCAGGCAACCUCUUUAUUUUCGUUCUCACCAUUGGUCUUAUCGUCACUCGUCGUCGACGUAAGCGACUUAACCUAGAGCCCGCAGAGUACCGCUGCUGGAAUGUGGCGUUGGGAUUCUCUCUCCUCUGCAACCUAUUCAUGCUUGCUAUGCCAUGGUAUCCCCCAAGUACCGGCGCAGAUGGUGGCGAUGUGUCAUUUUGGUAUGCUACAUAUUGUGUUACUGGUCUGGCCAUCAUUGCAUUUUGUAUUUUCUAUUACUACGUUUGGGUGUGGCUGCUCCCGAAAUGGUUUAAGUACCAACUCCGACAAACCAUUAUCUAUGGGGAGAAUGGAAUUACUGCGCAUCGCCUGGUCAAGAUCCCACUUGCAGAUCUCGAGACUUGGGAUGCAGAGCAUGAUGCCAGUGGAAGGUUAAGACAGCCCAUAGAAACACAAGAGGGUGAAAUUGGGUUGAAGCACGAUUAG
Molecule: messenger RNA, 1791 nt
Organism: Penicillium odoratum
Lineage: Eukaryota; Fungi; Ascomycota; Eurotiomycetes; Eurotiales; Aspergillaceae
Exons: 7
Coding region: 1-1791 (596 amino acids)
Biological process (GO): amino acid transmembrane transport
Cellular component (GO): membrane
Molecular function (GO): L-amino acid transmembrane transporter activity
Source: RefSeq, a predicted model, not a curated record